CUCUCUCUCUCUCGUUCUCGUUCUCCUUCUCUUGCUUCGCCUUCUUCUCCUCGGGCUCUUCUGAGACGCGAAACCCUAAGAGCAAGAACACGGUCGAGAACCGGAGUUCUUGGAUCCCGAUGGCGACGCCUGGUGAUGGAGUUCUUGCGCUCAUUCCGCGGGAACCCCUGAAUUCCAUGGAGGCGGCUUCUUCUUCGUCUUCGACACCGGCUUCUUGUCUUGAUAGCCCGGCGGAGAAGUCGCCAAUUUUGAUAUUUUUGUUAUUUCACAAGGCUAUUCGUUCUGAGCUUGACCGGCUCCACCGCGCCGCGGUCGCUUUCGCUACUGAUGGCCGUGGGGAGCUUGAGUCGCUCUCGGCGCGCUGCCGGUUCUUGUUUGCGAUUUAUAAGCAUCACUGCAAUGCGGAGGAUGAGGUUAUCUUUCCAGCGCUUGACAUACGUGUUAAGAAUGUUGCAAGGACAUACUCCCUGGAACAUAAGGGAGAAAGCGACCUCUUUGAUCAAUUAUUUGAAUUGUUGAAGUCUGAUAUGCAAACUGAGGAUACUUAUCGAAGGGAACUUGCUUCCUGCACCGGAGCCAUUCAAACAUCACUUGGGCAGCACAUGUCCAAGGAAGAGGAACAAGUUUUUCCGCUGCUUGUUGCAAAGUUUUCAUUCCAAGAGCAGGCUGAUUUGGUCUGGCGGUUCUUGUGUAGCAUUCCAGUCAAUAUGAUGGCUGAGUUCCUUCCAUGGCUUUCAUCCUGUGUUUCACCUGAUGAACAACAGGACAUGAUAAAAUGUUUGCACAAGAUAGUUCCAGAGGAAAAACUCCUUCAAGAGGUCAUCUUCACCUGGAUGCAAGGGAAAAGCUCUGAAAAUCAGUGUGAAGGUCAAUGUAAGUUAAAAGGCUCCCUUGUUUCUGGGACUGGAAAGCUGGUUGAUGAAACGGACAAUCAGGUGUGCGUAUGUCAGAAUGCCAGGAUAGGGAAGAGAAAAUUUACAGACUCGAGCUGCAGUUCUGUUGCCUUAACUGAAGCACAUCCAAUUGAUGAAAUAUUACACUGGCAUAAUGCCAUUAAGAAAGAGUUGAAUGAUAUUGCGGAGGAGGCAAGAAAAAUACAACUGUCUGGAUUUUGCUCUGAUUUGUCUGCCUUCAACGAAAGAUUGCAGUUCAUUGCUGAUGUGUGCAUUUUUCAUAGUAUUGCUGAGGAUCAGGUUAUAUUUCCAGCAGUGGAUGGGGAGUUCUCCUUUGUGCAGGAGCAUGCUGAGGAAGAAAAUCAAUUCAACAACUUUAGGUGCUUAAUUGAAAAUAUUCAGAAUGCAGGAGCCAAGUCAACUUCUGCAGAAUUUUAUUCUGAGCUCUGUAUGCAUGCUGAUCAGAUAAUGGCCACUAUUCAGAGGCAUUUCCAUAGUGAGGAAGUUGAGGUUCUUCCUUUGGCAAGAAUCCAUUUUAGCAUUGAGAAGCAGCGGGAACUUUUGUACAAAAGUAUAUGUGUGAUGCCCUUGAAAUUAUUAGAGCGUGUUCUGCCAUGGUUUGUUGCAAUGCUAUGUGAGGAAGAGGCUAGAUCCUUUCUCCAGAAUAUGCAAAUGGCAGCUUCAGUAUCAGAUACAGCUUUUGUUACUCUUUUGUCUGGUUGGGCAUGCAAGGGGCGCUUUCAGGAUGCCUCCAGACCUGGUAGGUUCACAUGCUUGUCUUCAAGGGUGGCGGAUGGGUGUGAUUUAGACGCGGACAAUGAUAUAGAAGAACAAUGUCCUCGAGCAUUUUGUGAAUGUGCUUGUCCACUUCGCUCAUGUGAAUCAUCAGUUCAGUGUAUGGAGAAUGGAAAGAGGCCAAUAAAACGAGGCAAUUUCUCAACACCUUGUUGUAAUGUGGAUGAAAGUGGAUAUUCAAAAACUGUGGACACCAAGAAACUGUCAUGCAGCAAUCAGCCUUGUUGUGUCCCAGGAUUAGGGGUAAAUGACCAUAAUCGGGGAAUCAGCUCAUUGGGUUCUAAAAAUUCUCUUCGCUCCCUUUCUUUUAAUACUUCUGCCCCAUCUUUCGAUUCCAGUCUCUUUUUUUGGGAGACUGAUGUAAUGUCUUCCAAAACAGGCUCAGUAAGGCCUAUUGACAACAUAUUCAAGUUUCAUAAAGCUAUUCGAAAAGAUUUGGAAUAUUUGGAUGUUGAAUCUGGAAAGCUUAUUGGUUGCAAUGAGGCCUUUCUCCGGCAGUUUAGUGGACGAUUUCGAUUGUUAUGGGGUCUAUACAAAGCCCAUAGUACUGCUGAGGAUGAGAUUGUCUUUCCAGCUUUAGAAUCUCGAGAAGCUCUGCAUAAUGUUAGUCAUUCAUACACUCUUGAUCACAUGCAAGAGGAGAAGUUAUUCAAAGGCAUAUCUGAAGUUCUUUCAGAUCUUUCAGAACUACAUGAAAGAAGUGGCAUCACUGACAAUGAUGCUGACAAUGCCACUGGAAACAACUGUAGUUCUUCUGCCCAUGAUAUUGAUUUGAUUAAGAAACAGAAUGAGCUGGCUACAAAGCUUCAAAGCAUGUGCAAAUCUAUACGUGUCACACUAGACCAACAUGUUUUUAGAGAAGAACUGGAGCUGUGGCCUUUAUUCGACAAAUACUUCUCUGUUGAAGAACAAGACAAAAUAGUUGGGCGUAUAAUUGGAUCAACAGGAGCGGAAGUUCUCCAGUCAAUGUUACCAUGGGUAACUUCUGCCCUUACACUGGAGGAACAGAACAAGAUGAUGGACACCUGGAGGCAGGCAACCAAGAACACUAUGUUCAAUGAAUGGCUAAAUGAAUGGUGGAAGGAACCACCUAUAUCUUCACCACAGGAUGAAACUUCAGAAGGCAGCAGUAGCAGUGUUCUUUCAAAAGGAGUGGAAUACUCAGAGAGCAUUGACCAAAAUGAUCAAAUGUUUAAGCCGGGCUGGAAGGAUAUAUUCCGCAUGAACCAGAGUGAACUUGAGUCUGAGAUAAGGAAGGUUUCACGAGAUCCCACACUUGAUCCACGGCGAAAAGCAUAUCUUAUUCAGAAUCUUAUGACAAGUCGAUGGAUAGCCGCUCAGCAGAAGUUGACUCAAGCAACAACAGAUCAAUGUGUGGAUGGAGAAGAUGUGGCUGGGUGUUCUCCAUCAUUUCGAGAUUCAGAGAACCAGAUAUUUGGUUGCGAGCAUUACAAGAGAAACUGUAAACUUGUAGCAGCUUGCUGUAAUAAGCUGUACACAUGUAGGUUCUGCCAUGACAAAGUCAGUGAUCAUUCAAUGGACAGAAAAGCAACAAAUGACAUGAUGUGUAUGCAAUGUCUGAAGAUCCAGCCAGUUGGACCUUCCUGCAAAACACCUUCAUGCAAUGGGUUUCCAAUGGCAAAAUACUAUUGCAGUAUCUGCAAAUUUUUUGAUGAUGAAAGGUCUGUUUACCAUUGUCCUUUUUGUAAUCUCUGUCGUGUUGGAAAAGGACUCGGUAUCGACUUCUUCCACUGCAUGAAAUGCAAUUGCUGCCUUGGAAUGAAAUUAUUAGAGCACAAAUGUCGUGAGAAAGGUCUGGAGACAAACUGCCCUAUCUGUUGUGAUUUUUUAUUCACAUCAAGUGCAGCUGUCAGAGCUUUGCCUUGUGGUCAUUUCAUGCAUUCAGCUUGCUUUCAGGCAUACACUUGUAGCCACUACACCUGCCCAAUAUGCAGCAAAUCCUUGGGAGACAUGGCGGUUUACUUCGGCAUGCUUGAUGCUUUGUUGGCAGCAGAAGAACUCCCAGAAGAAUACAAAGAAAGAUGUCAGGACAUACUAUGCAAUGACUGUGAUCGGAAAGGCCAAUCUCGGUUCCACUGGUUGUACCACAAAUGUGGUUUCUGUGGCUCAUAUAAUACCAGAGUAAUCAAGACUGACACAAGCAGUUGCUCACCAUCAAACCAAUGA
Molecule: messenger RNA, 3875 nt
Organism: Dioscorea cayenensis subsp. rotundata (Guinea yam)
Lineage: Eukaryota; Viridiplantae; Streptophyta; Magnoliopsida; Dioscoreales; Dioscoreaceae
Product: zinc finger protein BRUTUS
Exons: 14
Coding region: 120-3875 (1251 amino acids)
Biological process (GO): ubiquitin-dependent protein catabolic process; protein ubiquitination
Cellular component (GO): nucleus
Molecular function (GO): ubiquitin protein ligase activity; zinc ion binding
Source: RefSeq, a predicted model, not a curated record